Molecule: messenger RNA, 3891 nt
Organism: Cladophialophora carrionii CBS 160.54
Lineage: Eukaryota; Fungi; Ascomycota; Eurotiomycetes; Chaetothyriales; Herpotrichiellaceae
Exons: 3
Coding region: 1-3891 (1296 amino acids)
Biological process (GO): protein ubiquitination; mitotic cell cycle checkpoint signaling; ubiquitin-dependent protein catabolic process
Cellular component (GO): nucleus
Molecular function (GO): molybdenum ion binding; pyridoxal phosphate binding; protein binding
Source: RefSeq, a predicted model, not a curated record
AUGGCUGCCAUGACCGAAACGCCUGCGACGGGCCUCGUCAACCUAGAGAAAGAGCUCGUCUGCUUCAUCUGCACCGAGAUCCUCUACCAGCCUCGCACACUGCUCGAUUGCCUACACACAUUCUGCGGCUCUUGCCUGAAAGAAUGGUUCUCCCACCAGCACCGAAAGGCUGCGCAUACCCAUCCACCGCCCGCGAACCCAUAUACCUGUCCGACCUGCCGUGCUUCCGUCAAGGAUGUCCAGCGCAAUGCCACGAUCAACACAUUCCUGGAAAUGUUUCUCGCUGCAAACCCUGGGAAGGACAGGACGGCGGAGGAAAAGACGGAGAUGGCGCAGAUCUACAAGCCGGGCGAUGAGAUUCUGCCAAAGGGAGAGGGCCAUCGCAGGAGGGAGAGAAAGAGGCGCGAAGAGGAGGCACGUGGCACUGGCAGGGUCCCAACGGAAGGAGCCAGCAGACGAGAGCAGCACUUGGACCCAGCCUCGGCCCAUCGCAGACGGCACACAACUGAAGAAAGCAGCAGAAGCCGCGAGAGAAGAGAGGCUAGGGAUCGGCAAGGAGAUGAGGAGCGGCAGUCUUCAGAUGCUGAUGGCUCCUCACGACGGACGCGAGCGUCUUCGAGUUCGGCCGACCUCGCCCUCCUGUCUCCCCCACCUACUUCACCGCGUCAUCCUGAUGCUGUUGAAGCGCGGCAGAGGGGAGCCCGGACGGUCGCCCACCAAGCGAGUCUGAUAUCCCUGGUCAGCGCUUCGGAGAGUGGAACCGGCACCGGGGAAAGUCUGAACGAAGCAGAGCUCAUGCAAGAGAUACUGGACGCGGGCCUCCUAGAUGGCAUCAAUGUUGACGAAUUGACAGAACAAGAGCAAGAUGAGCUCAGCGAGAUCAUCGCCCAGAGGUAUAGGGAACUGCAUGCGGAACGCAGCAGAAGAGCAGAAGCUGGUGACGGUAACGGCAGUGUAAGCGCUCCCGCACGACCUGCAGAGCCGCAGCCUGAGGAAGCCGAGCGUCGUUCUCGUCGUUCUUCAAGGGGCAGCAAUCGAGACCGUGCGCCCCCAAGUCCAAGGACGAGUCACGGUAUAGUCAUUGGCGGUUCCGAGGGAAGACCUCCAACAUCGUUUCUUCAAUCGACAGCCGAUCAGUCGUUGACUCUACCUCAGCCCUCAGCUCACCGGCGACGGACGUCCAACGAGAGCAGGCGCAGUGAUUCAUCUGUCGCGAGAGCCGACCGCGAGCCUGUCCCUCAUCCUGCCGUCAGGUCUGCCACAGAUCUCUCCAAUAGGCCUCAAUCGCGUAGCAACGCUGCGAACCGCGCACAGCACCAUUCACACGCACACAGAGCGAAUACAGAGCCAAGGACUCCACCAAGGGCUUCCGAAGUGUGGCAAGCCGCUGGUAGCCGACAACCAUCGAGCCCUGCUCGUGUCGAGUCCCCUGGGCAACAGUCGCCAAGGGUAGAUUCUACUCCACCGGUCAUGUCCAGCGUGACCACCGGACCAGUACCUACCGUGAUACCCACCUCGGACUCUGCAGCUUCCGCGCCAGAAGUGACCGCGUCAAAUGUGGCCACCGUCUCGAGCAGGUCUGAAGAACCUGAUGUUGUAUCUGGCCGCGGAUGCAACCACUGGUUUGGGUUCGGCGAUGCAGCCAUGCGCAAAUUCAAUGCAUCCCGUCCGCCAAGCAGGCACAAUCAACCUGCUGAACUUCCACAUAUACUGGUCGGGCGACAGUAUCUAAGGCCUCCGACACAAAACAGAAGGCAUGCCGCUUCAGAUCCCGCAGCCCGCCUACGAGAAGGCAACUUCUGUGAUCGAUGCGGACGCUUUGCCAACGAUUACUUCUGGACCUGCGACGUCUGCAACGAGGGCGAAUGGGGAUUUUGCAAUGACUGUGUGAACACUAACCACUGCUGUAACCAUGCUCUCCUGCCGGUUGCCCGUAUAUCAAAUGAUCCAAACGACCCAGGCUUGCAAGCGGGCGGAGCAGCCCUACGUCCCGGGAACGCCACGUUGAGCACCUACAGUAGUGGAAGACGUGACCCGUCUCCGGCCCAGAGCGUGGCCUCAAGUUGUACUUCGGCAACUGGACCUUACUCCGGCCUACGAGCUGAUUUCAGACCAUUGGUCAUUACCACGAACUGUGACGUCUGCUCUCGGUCAAUCUCGCCGGAGGAGACCCGAUUCCACUGUCCAACACAUUCCACACCGUCUCCAGACGACCCAAGUCUCAAAGGUGACUAUGAUAUCUGUGGUAGCUGCUACGCUCGCGACGUGGCGGCUGGGCGGAUAAAGCGCGAAGAUGGGCCAGACGGUUGGCGCCUCUGUCCGAAAGGCCACCGCAUGGUCACCGUUGUGUUCGAGCGAGAUGUCGAGGGCAAUCAAAGAAGAGCGAUCGUGCGGGACAUUGUCGGCGGUGUCAAGUUGACCGACGACGACAUGGCGGCUUGGAAGCUUGCUAUGAGUAACAUUCACCGAACUGAUCCCUUGGCGUUAUCGGCUGUUCGGGGUGAAUGGAGCUGGCGGGAGGACGAAGCUGGUACUCGGCGCACGACUCGAGCUCGGACGGCCACUCUGCCUCAAUCAGGCGUGAAGAUUCCUCCCGACGGCGGCUCAGGCAAGAUCUGUCGGGCUCGGUGGAGCUAUUAUCCUGUCCUCGACGAUGCCAAGAGCGCAGACGAACUUGCGUUCCCAAAGUAUGCCGACGUCUGUGAGGUUGAGGAGAUCAAUGACGAGUGGUGGCAUGGCGUCUAUGCUGGCGAUACUGGACUCUUCCCCGCCAUCUUCCUCUUCAUAUACCCCAUCAAGUCUCUCCUGCCUGUCGAAGUUGAGGAGGCGGAGAUGACCCAGACAGGUCUCAAACAUGAUCGGUCCUUCAUCCUGAUCAAGGAUACCGAGGCACACCCUAGCGAACAUCUCACCAUCAAGACGCUGUCGACGCUCUGCUUGUUCCAGCCCUCCAUCGACUCCACCCCGACGUCAGGACCGUUUCCAACACUGAGAGUCACACAUACGCUUAGUGGCUCAGAGAUCAGAUUCCCUUUAACACCCGAUCCACAGACUCUGCGAGAUGGCAAAGAGUCUACCGUGGAGAUCUUCGGCACAAGGGGAACAGGGGUUGAUUUGGGAGACGACAUUGCAGCUUGGUUCUCCAAACACCUGGAACAGAAAGCCAGGCUGCUCUAUAUCGGUGGAGGCGUCGAUGAUGGCACCGGCACAGCGACUGGGAUGAGGGAGAUCGUCGCACCGAAGCUGAUUCCGCGUAAGCCAAGACAACGGACGGGCUUCCUAUCAUGGUUCAGGGGUACCGAGGACGACCAAGACGAGCUACACGUGCAGAAGAUCCAAUUCGCGGACGCGGCGCCUCUGUUGAUCACGACGGUCGCGUCGGAAGAGGAUGCGAAGUCACGGGUCCCUGUGGGCGUGGGUGCAGAGGAAGGAGAUGGCCCUGACGGCGACGACGACGAUCACGACGUGAUCCUCCGCUUCCGCUCGAAUAUCCACAUUGACAACACUGAGCCCAUGAGGACGGACCACCGCGUCAGUGGUGACGGAAAGGAAGCGCACUUGUGGUCAGCACCCUACGCAGAGGAGCAGUGGAAGACACUCCACAUCAUGUCCAGUUCUCGCGACGAGGAUUCGACGCCAUCGCCGCCGCCCCCGCUCAGACUCGACCUCGUUUUCAAUACCGUCCGGUGCCAGUCCCUCAAUGUCGACUUCCGCACUGGCGGGCUCGUCGCGCCGCAGAGACAGCUCUACAAGCUCCUUGCCAAAGACCGGCGGGUGAACCCGGCGUUUCCUUACAGGGCGUGCUUUGGGCGGUAUGCGUUUGCAGAACCCUUCGGUAGGAUAGUCAGAGUCGGAGACCGUGUGGAGAUCAUGGAAUGGAUUGAGAAGUGA